Molecule: messenger RNA, 765 nt
Organism: Triticum turgidum subsp. durum (durum wheat)
Lineage: Eukaryota; Viridiplantae; Streptophyta; Magnoliopsida; Poales; Poaceae
Source: the annotation of a GenBank genome assembly
AUGCCGGGGCUUGGUGACACGCAAUUUAGGAAUGAAUUUAAUAACCUUAUGAGGGCCCAACAUCCAAAUAUUACCCGGUUGGUUGGCUAUUGCUAUCAUCUAGGACAUCAACGCAUUAAGUACAAAGGUGAAUAUAUUUUUGCCCAUGUGGAAGAAAGAGUUCUCUGCUUCGAAUACUUGCAAGGUGGAAGCCUUGACAAGCAUAUUUCUGAUGAAUCAUGUGGACUCGAUUGGCAGACACGUUUCAAAAUUAUUAAGGGAGUUUGUCUGGGUUUGAAUUACCUUCAUAAUGGAUCCAAAGAUCCGAUUUACCAUCUUGACUUGAAACCUGCUAAUAUAUUGCUGGACAAGAACAUGGUCCCGAAAAUUGGAGAUUUUGGUUUGUCAAGACUCUUCCCUUCAGCACAAACCUAUAUCACUAUCAACAUUAUAGGAACACCUGGAUACAUGCCACCAGAAUACAUUGAUAGAAACGAAAUCACAUCAAAGUAUGAUGUAUUCAGCCUGGGUGUUAUAAUCUUACGGAUAAUGGCAGGAGAUGAGGGCUACUCCAAAUGCGCACAUAUGUCUUCGCAAGAAUUUCUUGAGCAUAUACAUGAAAACUGGAGAAAACAGUUUCAGGGAACAAUGUUGUCACAUACAUCAGAUCAAGUUAAGACAUGCAUCGAAAUAGCAUUAAGGUGUGUGCAGGUUGACCGUGAGAAAAGGCCUACCAUAGCCAAGAUUGUCGAUGAACUAAACAAGGUUGGUACAGUUCACCUGUAG